AUGGCCUACAGCUGCUGCUCUGGAAACUACUCCUCCCGCUCCUUUAGGCGCUGCCUGCCCUCAGGAUCCUCCUGUGGCUCUUCCUACCCCAGCAACCUGGUCUACACCACCACCAGCUGCUCUCCCAGCACCUGCCAGCUGGACUCCUCUCUCAGCAGUGGCUGUCAGGAGACCUGCGUUGAGCCCACCAGCUGCCAGAGGUCCUGUGUGGUGUCCAGCCCCUGCCAACUGCCCUGCUACUACCCCAGGAGCUGCACACCGUACAGUCCCUACCAGGGGACAUAUGCUGGGUCUCUGGGCUUUGGGUCCAGCAGCUGCCGUUCCCUGGGCUAUGGAUCUAGAAGCUGCUACUCCAGGGGCUGUGGAUUCAGUGGCUUCAGAUCUCUGAAUUACGGAGUCCACAGCUUUCCUUCCAGAUAUUUCAGAUCCACUGUCUGCAGCCCACUCUUUAUUCCUUCUAGGGGUUUCUACUCUUCUUGUUACCAGCCAUUCUAUACAUCUCGCUUCUGUUGA
Psammomys obesus (fat sand rat) is the source of this 513-nucleotide messenger RNA. RefSeq names its product keratin-associated protein 13-2-like. The transcript has a single exon. The record is from RefSeq and is a predicted model, not a curated record. The coding region runs from base 1 to 513 and encodes 170 amino acids. Lineage: Eukaryota; Metazoa; Chordata; Mammalia; Rodentia; Muridae.